Molecule: messenger RNA, 3042 nt
Organism: Leishmania mexicana MHOM/GT/2001/U1103
Lineage: Eukaryota; Euglenozoa; Kinetoplastea; Trypanosomatida; Trypanosomatidae
Exons: 1
Coding region: 1-3042 (1013 amino acids)
Source: RefSeq, a predicted model, not a curated record
AUGUUCGUGUGGCUGGGCGUCCGUUGGGAAUCCUGCAGGGGCACUGAUCGGUGGGGGAGAGCGCGGGGAGGAGGGGGGGUCGUCCCCAUGCACGAGAUGAUGCAUCACACUCGCCAAAUGGCAUCGUCUUCGCUUACUUCACCCCCUCUCUGCACUGUGAGCACACACACACACAGGUCCGUUGAUAUCGAACGUGAGGAGAGAUACCGUCUGCGCAACCAACAACAACAACGGAGUCCCCAUCUCUUGCGUCACUCCUUGCGUGGCCCACCUCUCAUUCACACGAUGGCCGCCGUGCACUCUUCCGACGAUCGCCUCUGCGAUGUCUCCAUACAUCUCUCCGACACUGAGUUUACCUCUCGCAUUGACUACGCUGACGCCUACGUACUCCCAACCACCUCCACUACAGCAGCUGCGUCUGCCGAUGUGACAACGCUUCCGAGGGCGACGCUCGUCUCGCCGUGGCUGCUCGUCUCGCCUUCGGUCUGUGACGCAGAGCCGUCAUCCUCUCGGUCCGUAGCAGUAACGGCAGCAGGCACAGCUCUCAGCCCUGCAGUGGAGGCGGUGCCCCUCGCUUGGCGGUGUCCGUCUUGCAACACGCUUGAAGUGGAGCAGCUGUACUGGCGGCGACCGCAGCGAUCCAAAGUAUCCGCCACAGAUGAAGCCUCUACCGCUGCUGCUGUCCGCGCUGCGCUGGCGCGCAGCAUGCGACUGAAUGCACUCUCACCAGCCCUGCAGGCGAAGCUGGAGCGGCAUCGAUGGCGCAGAGAGCGACGAGAGGAGAUGCGUUGGCGGCCGCUGCACAUCAACGCGCACUGUCGCAGCUGUUUCCUGUGUCCCCGCUGCGGCGGCCAUGGUAGUUUGCCAUUUUCCGAAGCAGCGCAAGUCAUUGGCACGAGCACGACCAAGUCCACAGCGGCAUCGUCGUCGCUGUCUCCCACCGCCGCUAACGUGCUCAGGAGCACUCAGUCUGUGAGCUCUCUCGACAUACGGCUCACCUCCGACAUGCAGUACUACGCCAUGUGUAUGUGCUGUCAGUGGCACAGCUACCGAGCCUUUCCCACGAUGGAGCAGCUCCUCGGGUAUUUGGAUGCAGUAAUGGGGGACGAGAAGGCAGAGACGCUGCGAGAGCGUCGGGCGGCGCAACGAAGCUUCAAUACAGCUCUUCGCGCCGGCCUCCCGGGGCUCCUGGGCGGCUACCCCGACCUGGAGGAUCACGUAAGCUCGCAGCACCGGCAGCAGCAGCAGGCAACCGUCUCGCAGGCUGCGUGGGACAAAUUUCGCCACCUGCGCAGCGCGCACAUGUAUGACCGCAGUGCCGGCCCUCCAUCGCACUCUUCAACGCCGCCGCCGCCGCAGCAGCAGCAACUCAACGACAAGAUGGUGAAAGAUGCCAUUAUGCACCUCCACCCUGCCCUCGCUCUGGAGCAGCUGCGCCACCAAGAGCAGCAGCGCCAGGAGGCUGCACGCGUAGUGCCGCUCCUCCAAGGUGUGAGCCAAGCCGCGCCGCAGACGGUGCGGGUCGUGGACUUUGCUCGUGAGGCCGUAGCUCAGCUGCAGGCAGCGCAGGACGGAGAGGCGAAAGACAGGAUACCCCUCAGUGAAUCGCCACCCGCACAUCGCUCGGCCCCCUCUGCCUCGAUCACCGCCGGCAGCGCCGAUAAAGAUGUCGAAGUCAACUUGAUCGCACGUACUCAGCAGUGCUUCCUGGGACUUCCGCUGGAAGCCGUGGACACUCGCCAGCAAGGCAUACAGACGUGGAUGCAGCGCUAUCAGCCAGCGGCGGUCGUGGCGCAAGAACGCAAAACAGCGGCGGCAGCAGCAGCAGCAGCCGUGACCAGCAGCUCCGCCCUCAUGCACACGCCAACGUCCGCCUACCUGCACUCCGUACUGCUUCGUGAGCAAGACCGACCGCUUGGCCUCCCGGCAUACUACAUCCCUAGGGUCCGCAAGGAGCUCCUCACGGCGCUUGUGUGGCGGCUGCCGCCGGCAUCGGCUACCAGGAAACCGCCGACAGCAGAGCAGUCUCCUCCAUGCACUCGUCUUGUUCUCCUCGACCGGCAUGCGUUGUCAGAUGAGGAAGUGCGACAGGUGUGCCAGCACUGGGUCGACGAGCGCACGGCGCAGGUAGAGCGGCACGAGCGGAAGCGCCGCAGCGAGCUGGAGCAGCAGAAGGGUGCGGGUAGCACCACCACUGCCGGGAAGCAAUGGGGCAACGGCGACGGCGGCUUCGACUCGGACGGAGGAGACGAGGAGGAUGACGAUGAUGACGAGGGCGUCGAACGCCCCAAAGGCGGCGCCUCGCAAGGCUCGAUGCACCCGGCAACGGCCCAGCACGCACCACCGCAGCAGAGCAUCAAGAAAAGUGUGCCGUCAAAACUGCCGCUGCCGUUGUUCCUGGACGGCACCGGCUUUUCCGCCCUGUCGUGCCUGCCCUUCCUCGAGUACGUGCGAAGUGGUGGUGGCAGCAACGCACGCCCGCGCGAGUGGCAGUUCCGCUUGAUGAACUUGCACAUGAUGCAUGACGUGUAUCUGACAAGGUUUGAGGUCCUGCGGACUGUGAUCGCCCCAUCUUGCGCCGCUGGCGCUCCACAUGCGCGCCCUUCGCCUUUCCUUUUAUCUGCCAGUGCCGCCUGUGUGACGAUGCAGCUUUCCUCGCCGUCAGUGCCUGCUGUGGAGCUCCCAGUGGUGCUGACUCCUCGCUGCUCCCCAGAGGAACGUGCUGCAGCCCUCGCGGCAGUCCUGCAGGGUGGCGAUGGCUCCCGUGUCGGAGAUGCGGGCCCCUCGCCACCGCUUAGCAUCCCCCCAAUCCUCACCAUGGGCAUCACCACUCCGCCGAUCCGCCUGCGAGAGCUGCACAUCACUCUUCGCGACACAUCCGCGACACAGGCUGGUGAGCCUUCAUCACCGCCCAUGCGGACUCCUCUCCGUUACCUGGAGCUUCUGGUGGAGGUGCUGACGGCACUUUCGGAUGUCGAGCACAUGCGUCCUCAGUACCACACUGUGCGCUAUGGACUCGCCGUGACACUUAGCUCGUGCUGA